Moneuplotes crassus is the source of this 894-nucleotide messenger RNA. NCBI's taxonomy places the organism in Eukaryota, Ciliophora, Spirotrichea, Euplotida, Euplotidae. The record is from the annotation of a GenBank genome assembly.
CCCCAGUCAUAAUGGAGUUCACAUACCAAGAUUACCUAUGCGUAGAGAACUGUGGAGACCUCCCGUGAUGUAUGUACGGAAGAUAUGGGUGAUAUUGGGGUGAACACCCGGCAGAUUUAAGGACAGAGGGUGAAGACCUUGAGUUUUACUUCCCGCCUGUGUAUGGAGGUGACCAAGGGGGAGGAAAGGAGUGUAGCGGUAAAGUUCAAGAGAAGGAGGAUAAGAUUAAGUCUAUAAGAGCUCAGAUUAAAAUAGUCAAGGAUAAAUUAGAUGAGGUUUCAAAGGCUCAUGAGCAAGUAAGACUAAAAGACAGAAAGAUACAUAAUCUAAAGCUGGAGCUCAAAAGCCAAAGGAUUAUCAAAGCUAAGUACGACGACUUAUUUCAGGCAAAACAAGUCUAUCUUUUGUCUAAAUUAAAGCUGAGCACCUUACCUGCUAAGACUAUGGACUUAAAGGAAGAUACUGAACGUUUCUUUAAAUUAUUGAACAAUACAUCUCUGAAUCAAACUGAAACUGAAGAGAUCUCUACUGAGUCAAGGCAUCGUUUAAAGUACCAAAAUUUAGUUCGCAACUGUGAGGAGCUAUUAAAUUCAUCCCAUCUGCUUCAGAAUUUGGAAGUCAGGUUCAAGAUUCUGCAAGCUAUUUACAAAUCUGAUGACACCCAAGCUAGCAAAUAAAGAUUCAUGUAAGAUUUCAGAUUCUUUGUGAACAGAAUAUUACUGAUACUGCUGCCAAUCCAGUUGGGCUUAUCCAGAUCAGACCAAAGGGAUCGUCGCCAAGGGAUCUGUUCUUCCUAGAGUGUUUAUAUAUGCUGAUCCAGCUGUUUCUAGCAAUGAAGAUUUCUUAGGAAUAUCCUUGUCAAAAUUCCAAAUUAGAAAUCAAGCUGAUUACUAG